CAGUUUUUCUCAUGUUACUCAAUGCAGCCACUGCACAUACACAUCUCUUUCAUCCAUACUUAGGGCUCUUUUGAACAAAGGCUGACAGUUUAAUCUUGUGGUGUCUGCUAAAGCCAAAUUGUGCUGACUUACGCCUGUAAGUCCUUCCUGCUUUUCAGUAAUGGGGCAGAUGAAACCUCCCAGCUGAAAGGAGGGUCCUUCUGCCACCUCCAGCUCAGGAAGACACACUUUACUACAACUUGGAAAUUAUGUUGGUAGGAAUUUUGAGAGGACCUCAGGUAUUUCAGGACCUGAGUGCAGAAUGGAGACAGUUCACCUUUGCCCCGAGUUAGUAGUUGGAGGCAGGAACUGAAGCACUUGCUCCAGAGCAUUGGUCCAAGGGCAUUAACUGAAGUAAAGCUGUGUCCAGAGUAGUGAAGAAUACAAAAAUGCUAUAGUUCUUAUUUAGUUCACAGUCCUAUAUGGCCUGUACCUACUCUUCCCACAUGAUUUUUUUUUGUAGAUAACUUUUUUUGUGCUUAAGUUCUUUAGCCCCAAUUCAGCAGCUACCUGCACUUGACUACAUAGUUGAAUUGUACUGUUGACAGCAUGGAUAUUUUAGAAGUAUCAGCAAUGCUUUAUGUGGAAAUGCCUUCUGUAAAAGCUUAUGAAACUGAAAUACCUGCAAACUGUUACUGCCAAGUUUAUUAAUUAUCACUAUUUAUUAUGUCUUUUUAUAGACCAAAAAUUGCAUUUAAAUAUUUACCAGUUUCAACAUGCCACUGUGAAGGUUUAGGUGCCCUUGUGGGAUUCCAGAGAUUUAUACUGCCAAGCUCCUGCAUUGAACCAGUUCCACUUGAGCUUGCCUUUCAAACUUUGAAAAUGUUUAGGUCACCCUUAAGGCAGGUGGCAGUUACAGUCUUCAGUUCUAAGACUUGCAUAAAUUCCUUACUGUUUAUGGACAAGGGCAAACCUCUGAUAACUCUUCUCACACGUUUGGAUUAAAUUUUGAGGCUCGCUUUUCUGUGAUGACUGAAAAGCUACUGCAUACUUUCCUAGUUUGCAGCUUGGGAGAAGCAGAGGUAUUACAUAAUCCAGAUGCAACGUGACUGCACUGCCUUUCAACACAGAUUUGAACUCUGCCCAGAGGUGCCACUUGGUUGAAGCAUAAAUGAUCUGUUGUUGUGCAAUAGAAUCAUGUCACCUUUCUUCAAUCAAAAUAUGAUUAUAUGUUAAUCCAUGUGAAACUUGGUGGCUUGCCAGUUGUCUAGGAUGCAAAAUCUUCCUAAACUCCUGAUGAGAUAUUCACAAUCUCCUGGUGAGAACAUACUGCUCUCUGGGUGUAGUUUUUUGAAUAUCUCUGGAGAGCAAAGAGGUGGCACACAAUCUUAAAGCAAUUUGAUAAUCCUCAGCAUUGUCUUGGAGAAAAUAUCUUUUACACAGCUCUUACCGGGCAGUUUAGGGUCUUGGGAAGUUAAUGGAAAAAUUAAUUAUAUGUAACAGGCUUCUCUAUAGUAAAGUGGCUUCUGCUGGAAUAUCUAUGGAAGGGAAAGCAUGACAGCCAGUGUCUUGCUUUUUUUGGGAGAAAAAACCUGAUGAAUUUCUGACAACAUAUAAGAGUGUAUCAGGUAGGAUUGUGCUUCUCAGCUGUUUGAAUUGAGGGGUCAUGAAGCUGUUGUUUGAUGUUUGGUGAUAUUAGUGGAAAAUAGUUUCUUAGUGCUUAAAAUCUUUUGGUUUUUUGGUGCAUUGCUUUUCGGAUACAAGGAAAAGUAUUGAUGGAACAGUGAACAUGAGCUGCAGACAUGCUGGUCUUAAGUGUCUUUUGUCUACUGACACUUGGAAGCAGGUUCCUGGCCAGAUGUUUGAGUGUUGAAUUAUUUUGUUCAGUUGUUGCAAAAGAUCUUCAAACUUCAAAAAAGCCAAAAGAAAAGGCUUUUCUCUUUCAAAAACUUCAAAAACUGUUACAGGUAGACAUUGCCUCAAACUAUUCCUUUUCUCUCUUUUUUUUCCAUACUUCAUUUCUUACAGACAGAGAAAAGCUGGCUUCCAGUAAUUGUGCUGUUUUUCCCUCUUUGGUUCAACUCCUAGAAAAGAACUAAGUGUCACAGUAAUACUAAUUUUUUCCCCUUUGCUCUUUCCUGCUGUUGUUUCCAGGGUUUGUUCCCACUUGUAAACAAGCGGUGCAGGGAAGAUGGAGAUGGGGGAGGAGUUUGGACUCACUGUGCAAAUACCUACAGACAUAUUAAUCUAAAUUGAUGCCUCGUUGAAAAAAAAUCACAGGUGAAGUAAGCAGCCAACAAUGGCUCAUUCAAAGGCUCUCUUAGUGCUGGAAAACUUCAUAGGUGGCACAUUUGUUCCUUGUUCCUCCUACAUAGACUCCUAUAAUCCAUCCACUGGCGAUGUCUAUUGCAGAGUUCCAGACAGUGGCAAGGAAGAGGUGGAAGCUGCUGUCAAAGCUGCCAAAGAUGCUUUCCCAAUUUGGUCCUCAAAAAGUCCAUUGGAAAGAUCUCAGAUCCUGAACAAAUUGGCAGACCUGAUUGAACAUGACCUGGAAGCGUUCGCACAAGCAGAGUCAAAGGAUCAGGGAAAAACUAUUACGUUUGCCAGAACGGUGGACAUCCCUCGGGCCGUGUACAACUUCCGAUUCUUCGCCUCUUCCAUCCUUCAUCACGUCACAGAAUGCACCGAAAUGCCAACCAUGGGCUGUGUGCACUACACCUCGAGGGCACCUGUGGGAGUUGCUGGUUUAAUCAGUCCUUGGAAUUUGCCAUUGUAUUUGUUGACUUGGAAAAUAGCUCCUGCCAUUGCAUGUGGAAAUACUGUGGUUGCCAAGCCAAGUGAGAUGACAUCUGUCACAGCCUGGAUGAUGUGCAAACUCUUGGAGAAAGCAGGGGUGCCUGCUGGGGUGGUGAAUAUCGUGUUUGGCACAGGCACCAAGGCAGGAGAGGCCCUGGUGUGCCACCCCGACGUGCCUCUCAUCUCCUUCACGGGCAGCACGCUGACGGCCCAGCGGAUCGCUGAGAAAAGUGCUCCACACUGCAAGCGGCUCUCGCUGGAGCUGGGAGGCAAAAACCCUGCCAUCAUCUUCAAUGAUGCUGACUUGAGCCAGUGCAUCCCCACCACCGUGAGGUCCAGCUUUGCCAACCAGGGUGAGAUCUGUCUCUGCACCUCCAGGAUCUUUGUUCAGAGGGAAAUAUACAAUGAGUUUUUGAAGAGGUUUGUGGCAGAGGCCAAAAAGUGGAAGACUGGGAAUCCCUCAGAUCCUACAAUGGAUGUGGGAGCACUGAUAAGUAAAGAACAUCUACAAAAGGUAAGGAACUACGUGAAAAAAGCCCAGGCUGAAGGAGCCAGAGUCCUCUGUGGGGAGGGAGUGGAUCCUUUGGCCCUCCCACCUGGCAACCAGAAAGGCUAUUUCAUGCUGCCCACAGUUAUUGCUGAAGUCAAGGAUGAAUCUUGUUGCAUGCAAGAAGAGAUCUUUGGUCCUGUGACAUGUGUGGUAGCAUUUGAUACAGAAGAAGAGGUGAUCAGAAGAGCCAAUGGUGUGAAAUACGGCUUGGCAGCCACGGUGUGGUCCAGCAACGUGGGACGUGUUCACAGGGUGGCACACAGGCUGCAGUCUGGAUUGGUGUGGACCAACUGCUGGCUUGUGAGAGACCUGAACUUGCCAUUUGGUGGGAUGAAAGCCUCAGGCAUAGGCAGGGAGGGAGCAAAGGAUUCAUACGAGUUCUUCACUGAGGUCAAAACCAUCACAAUAAAGCACUGACAUAUGUCAACUGAAGUACUUUAGAGUGAAAUAAAUGACAGCAAUUUGAGUUACCAAAAAUGGCUCCUUAGAAUACAGGCUGCUAUUGUGGCCAUUCCUUUCUUGAACUUUGGUCAAGUAAUAUCAAUGACAGCUGAAAAUGAUCAUCCCAAAUGCUAAUGUUUAAGUCAGUUUUUCAUGUUGGAUGAGAAAGUCAGUGUAGACCUUGAUAUUUUUGACAGUGCAGACAUUGAUAUUUUUGACAUUCCUGCCUUAAAAAUCUGUCCCUUUAAGACAGAUUGGAGAAGGGGUAAUAUAUGACAGCAGCUCUGGUUUGUGAAUUACCUUGAGGGACAAAGUAGCAAGCACGUGGUGAGACUGAUAUUGUAAAGGGGAAUCAGCUCAUUUUCACUCUAAACAGUUGGUCCCAUCCACCCAUAUUGCACUUCACUGAUAAUCAGACAAGGAUUGAUACUACACUGAAAGCCUGAGGAACUAUCUUCAGCCUACUAAGUGGUUUUAAACCAUGGGGUCAUUACAUUCUCUUGAUAUUCAUGGUGACAAUAAAUGUUUUAAUUAUAACCUUCUUUAUGGUAGGGAGCUGAAUCAUCCUAAUACCUGUUCUCUGACUGUUUUGAAACGAAAGCCUUUUGUCACUUCAAGACCUCAGUGAUGGUGGUUUUUACAUCCCUGCACAAAAAUAUUGGCUGCAUCACAAACAGCAUCACUCUUCAUUAAUAGAACCUAGAAUUUACUCCUGAGAGAAUGAACUGUUGGAAAUGUUUGUCACCAAAAUAUAAAACCACUUCCAAUUCUUCCUCAUUUGUUUGCAGAGAUUUUUUUUAAUCAGGUAUAUCACAAACUUGUUUACUUUCAACAAAAAGAGAAACAAGAGUUGGAUACACCUCACAUCUCUGGAUGCCACCUGGUUGCAGAGCAGACCUAGCAGCCAGGUUGGAACUGUGAGCAUUUGAUGGAUUCGGUACAAGAACCCCCGGUUGAAGGCAUAUUAAGGAAAUACGUAAAAAUUAUAGGCUUAGUGAAUUGAAGCAUUCUGAGGCAGGAUUUUAUUUUAAAAACGCCUAGGUCUAUUCAUGACCAUGUGGUGGCAGCAGAACACCUGCUUUGGUGUUUUUAAUCCCCAGUCACUCAGCUGGGAGGGGAAUAAACAGCUAUAUCAGCGUGUGUUUCAUUCUGCCAAUUUCUUUUCUCUUUACACAUCCUGUUUGGAAGGGCAUAAGAACCCAAAAGCUGUGAAACAGUUCAUUAGUUGGGGGGUGACAUGGGCAUGUGGGGGGCAGACAUUUUCAGCAACAGAAGAUGGGAUAUUGCACAAUUAGUAGAAAUCAAUGGAUACAUUCCCCCAUCUGGAUCUGGUCUAGGUUCAUGUUCAAUGAUAUUCAUUUAUUUUCAGGGGUUGAUUUUAUCUUUGCAUUAAAUGUGGUGGGAGAUUUCCAGAUGUAUUUUGCUUGCUGGAGACAAAGGUCUGUGUGUCAUCUACAUGAUUCUGGGCCAGUAGGAGUAUUGGGGUGGGGACAGAGCUCUGCAGGACCCCCAGAUGUGGGAUAUGGAGGUGGUGGCCCUGUGUCCAGCAUGGCUGUGAAGAUUCCUGAGAAGUGAAUUUCUGGGAAACGCCAUUCCAUCAUCCUUGUGUCCAGCACCUCAGAGAGGUAAGGGAAGUCUGCUGGUGCUAAUGAUGCUGCUAACUUUUGGGCAGGAGGAGCUCUCUGUGGCCACACAGAAUUUUUCUGUAUACUAAGAGUUACAAGCUUUCCCAUGUUUUUUAUUCAGACUGACUUCCAGUGUAGCAACAUGUAUGGAUAACUGUCUCAUCUACAGAUGAAGCAGUCCAAGGACUUCUUGCUACAGAUAAUGAAGGUGUCUAUUACAGCUACUUUAUUUCUGAGUUUUCUGCUCUCACUCUAAGUGGACAGUGAAGAGGAUAUCCUGGAGGACAAGGCAGGCUUAUCCAAGUUAUGAGGCUGAUGGUUUUUGCAGAGCUCUUCAGGCUACACAUUCUGGAAUUUUCCAACAUGACAGUAAAGCUUUUUUUUUUUUUUUUUUUUGUAGACUGCCCUGGCUUGAGCAUGAAAUCAUGUGGCCAUUGUGAGGAUUUGUUUAAUUACUGUUAUGUAAAUCUCAAAGAGUUGCUCCAUCUGUUAAUUCUUACUGAUGGAGUGGGUACAGUUCAGUUUAACACUAGAAGAUUAUCUCACUGGUGUGAGAUGAUUACAUGGGGAAGUAUUAAUAAAUUUGCUGUCCUUUACAGCUCUCAGUUAGCAUAGGGUCAUUUCUGUUCUAUUUCACAUCUUUUCUCAGCCUGUUUAUGUUUGUACCCAGUUAUUGUGUAAUGCCUGAAAGCAGCUACAUGCUGCAUGUAGUCUGGAGAGGGGACGCAUCAGCUCUAAUGUUUAUAUUCAAAUCAAGCUAUGUCCAUGUUCCCACAGUGUUUGUAAGUUAGGCAAAGCAAAACGUAUUUGUAAAACUCUCAGGGAUGAAAACAGACUUGACUUUUUGGGUCAGAGAAAGUUUCAUGCCUAAGUGUGCAGAUCAAGAAUGUAAGCUAGACUGGUUUUAAACCCCAAGCUUUGAAUUUCCAAACUUCAGAAAGCUGUACCUUAAGAUUCAACUUCACAGACAGAGUCAGAUACUUAAGACUUUCCUCUUAGUAACAACAACAAAUAAAGGAAAAAGGGGGAAAAAAGACAGUGGGAUUGUGAGGGAACUGUGAGGAGUUUCUUUCCAGGCUUGUCUUCAGGGCUGAGGUUUCAGUUUUUGCUCAGACUUAAAGUUUGAGCUCAACACCUGUCUCAGGUGCAGAAAGGAUGCUGGCUGAAGUGUCCAAAUACUUGUCCUCAAGCUUCUUAUUAAAUUUGUGGAUUUUCUGUGUGGUGGGAGAGUGGAAAAUGAAAAUGGAAUUAAAUUUUCUUAGUCUUAGACUAAGACCAGGUUCUCAUUUUCCACCCUAGAUGGUAAUUAAAUAUUCUAUAGAAAGCUAAAUAUAAUGAAUAAAGGAAACCAACAACAGUUGCAGGAAAUUCUGGGACAUUUUCUUCAUUGAAUUCUGUUCCCCUCCUUUCCAAGCAGUUGUUUUUGUGCUUGUAGGGUGAUGUUUGUACUUAAGGGACAACAAUGCACAAGGCUUUUUUCUAGACUAUAUCAAAUCUCUGCUGGUAACAGCUGUAAUUUAGGUGAAGAUUGGGGUAUGAUGAGAAAAAGAGGGAAGCCCUGCAAGAUUAUAACUGGUUAAACAGGGUGCAUCUUAAUGCCGCUGAAGGCUAGUUAUGCAGCCAGAAGCUAUGUACAUGGUGCUGCCUCCUGAAAAGGAGCAGCUGAAAUGGAUUUGGAGAUUAUGAGGGAAAAGUGCAAUCAGUGUGAGAAUACCAGUUCAGUCAAAGCAGCCUGACAGUACAGAACUCAGCCUGAGCUCUGCCACAUCAUUGCAGUUAACAGGAGAACAGCAUGAUGCUGGAGAGAAUAAGAACUAUGCUAAAUCUGCAAAUAAUCUUUACCUUUGUAUAAAACAUUACUGUUAUGCUGUGCAUCUGUUUCUGCUCUCUUCAACAGAGAGGUUUGGAAGGAGAAAAAUUACUCCAAAUUCUGAAAAAAUGUCCUUCUAGUGUGGGACUUGGAUGAUGCGUUGCAACAUCUUUUGGCUUCAGAAACACCAAGUUACCAAGACAACUAGUGUGUGUGUGUGUUCAUGUGCAAGAAAGCAAUUACAGGGGUCAGUGAUGAGUCCAGAGGGGCAGAUGCACGCUCCUGGGCUUCUGUGUGGAAGAUCAAGUUUUUUCUUUAAAACACAGGAGGUGGUGGAUCACACCUGACAGGUGUGUUCUCUGGUGGGUGAUGAAUUAAACACAGCACAGCCUGCCUUGUAGGAUUUCUCUCUGGCACCAGGUGUCCUUAAUAAUAUCCUAGAAAAUGCAGAUGCCCCCACAGAAAGGAGCACAAGGGUCCUGGAUGGGCAGUUGUUUGAGGUGGAAAGAGGAAGAUGGAAGUUGUGACUUCUCAGGUGGAUCAGGCCAAGGUUUCUCAGCUGGAUGCUACUACUCUGGUUUUGUCCUGUACUUUGGUAAGGUGUGCUGGACCUUGUAGCUUGGCUCAAGUGAAGGCAGGAGUGACUGGUUCCAGGAGCCCAGUGGGACAUGAGGUGACAGACAGAUGCUGGGCUGCAGUGGAGGCUGAGGCAAAAGCACUUGUGCAGCUUCCCCAUAGGUAUGUGGGGCCUUUGUGCAGUUACAUGAAAGAAGAAAUAAGAACAUUUCUCUGUGUGUAAGAGCUUCUGUGGGGUACCCAGAUAUGCUAAUGAAGGGGUUUGUAAUAUUACUCAAGCCCAUAAAAGGCUUCUUCCAGGGUAUUGGUAAUGAGAGCCAUCUCCUGGUUUCAGAGAAAUGGAAGUAAUUACAGACUAUUUAUUGUGAAAUGAGGACACACAUUCAUUCACAGGGUGCUAAAGUUGUCCAAUUAACACUGAGCUCCUGAAAUAAUAAUGAAAAGAUUAUGCUACCAUUUUAGUAAUUGGAUUUUCUCUUCCUUUGGGAAUAGUACUUAUUAAAGUAGUAGUAUAUCCUUGGUUACAGAGAGAUUUCAUCUUUUUCUUCAAGUUUGGCUGACCCAACAAAAAAGUCAGGCAAAGUCACAUUUUCUGCAGCUGUAAAAUGGCAUUUUCAAGGGUUGAUUUAUUAAAAAAAAAAAGAAAAAAAGAAAAGGAACAUUUCCUAAUGUUGCCUUAAUUUUUUAAAACUGAUUUGUUUACACUUACUUGGCUGCAGUGAAUUGACUGUGUUUCACUGAUGAAAAUAGGAUGAAUGCCAAAAUGUUUGUUGGUGGAAACAGCAGAAUGUCUGUCUGGGAUUCUCUUUGGGAUUUUUGAUUUUUGUGGUGAAAUAUCCAUGUGGUGAAAUAUCACAUGAGUACAUAUUAGCUGAAAGAAGGUAAUUUCAGUCCUGCUGAAUGGCUGUAUUUUAGUCACUCUUUUCCAAGGAGACACUGUAGUCAGUUUUCCAAGCAGAGGACAUUGAGUAGGUUUGAUAAGAUAACCUUAAAAGUUUGAUUAGGAAAUUGCCUCCUUCCUGUGCUGGUUUGCUUCCAGAACUGCACUAAGCUUUUUGAGGAUGGAAAGGAUACUUUUGUAACCCAUAAUUAUAUUCCUACAGUUAAUCAUUUUGUUCCAGAGUUGUCAUUUUGCCUAUUCAAAUGCAUAGUGUGGAGAGGUUUUUUGGAUGGUCAAAUAUAUCUCUGGCCUUUGUGGCUUUGAGUCAAAUGGGACAGGGGUGAAAACCAGCAUCCUGCAAGAGCCACAUGCACCAGAGUUUGUUGGUGAUUCAGAGAGAAAUUUGCUGUUACAGCGCUGUGAGAUUCUUCUAAUCAGUUGACCCCUGCAAGGAGCUUCAGGCUGCUUCCUCUGUUGGUGAUAUGUUUUGAAACCUUUGCUUUAUGUUUAAAAAAUAAGUGUGUGUAUGUGCAUAACUGUUCAGAUAUGCAGUUUCCAUAGUGUGGUGCUUCAGUUAGAAGGGCAAGCUGAGGUAGUGAUCUAAGUACUUCCAAAUAAAAUCUCACUCUGGUCUUGAGACCUUAUGUCCUUGUUCAGUUUCUUUCCAUGAGCUGCCUGAAAGCAAACAAGUUUUUUAGAUUCCUGAGCUCUCUAUAGCACAAUAUGCUAUGUAUUUGUAGUGCUUAACACCAUCCACUCAUCCAAAUAAUAAAACUACCUUAUUUUGAGAACAAGGGUUUGGAGGAGGUCACAUUCCUCUCAGCUGAUACAAAUCAAUGUCUACCUUUGACAUUGGUUUGCUUCUGGUUUUGCUGUCAUCCUGCCUAAGACUCACUUUUCUUCUCAGGGUCUGAUUAAUGCCUCUUUUCCACAGUGGAAUUAGAACAUGGUUUACCAAAGCAAUUUGUGCUUCUUUGCUUGAGAGAUGUAGUUGUUCACCACUGCGGGAGGAAAGUAAUUCCUCCCAUUGUUCUUCCUGAGGUUUGGCUAAGUUAUUGCAGUUCAUGCAGUUUGGAUGUAAGGAUGAUAAAGACAAAAUACAGCAAGAGGUACAUUUCAGUUUGAUUUUUAAAUAUGCUCAUUCAUUCCUUCCUAAUUAAUAUUUAGAAAUGUGCUGUCAUGUACUCAGAUUCACUUGUUGCUUUGCUGCUACAUACCACUUCUCACCAGUGUUAGUCAGUGACAUGAAUUAUUUAAUGGGCAUACUGUGCAACAGAAACAGCAUUUUUAGCUGGGCUGUUAUGUAUUUGGACAGAUACAGAAAAAAUUACUUUUUGAGGGAGCUGUCAGAUAUCUGCUUUUUAAACAUCAAAACUAUGAGCCCUGAAUACUGAAGAAAAUGUUGUAAUGUUCCAGCCAUAUUGACUCCAAUGUCCCAUUUGGGUUACCUGCCAAAAAUAGGUAGUGAAAUCCCAACUCUGACUGAGAGACAGCUGGGAAAUACCAGUUUUGAAGCAACUCCUUAGGCCCUAAGAAAACUUAGAUGAAUAAUCCUACAAAUGGACAAUUUCUCUGUUGUAUGUGCUCUAUGCAGCAUUGAUCUGCUUUUUAUGAGGUUGGAAAAGAUGGAUUCUGGUUAUCUGUUCUUAACACUUCCUUUGAAGGUCUUUCCACCUUCAAAGCAGUAUAUGAACUUUAGUUAAUUAACCUUCUUUGCACAUCUUACAUCUGGAAAUGUGAAGCAUUUUUCUUCUUGCUGCUGAGGAUAUUUAAGGACAGACUAUACUGUAAUGCCUGCAAGACAUUUCUUCAAAGUGAAUUGAGGGUAGUUUUUCCCUUAUGCAGUCAUGUUCUGAACAGUUUGACUAAUCUCAGCAGAGAAGGAAGUUGCUUUGUACAGGAGAGGCAGAAUAUUCCUGGCUGAAAUUGUCUUGCUUAUUCCUUUCUUUGGUGGUAAUAUGAUUUACGUUGUCUUCAGGCAUCCUGGAAAACUGACUGCUGGAACUCAAGGAAAAAGGUGUCAGCUGGUGUGUACUCUGGCUGCUGGAUGUCUGGUAGGGAUGAGUUAGAGCAGAGCUGAGGUAGAAAGAAUGAAAGAUUUCAGUGUGCAGCACUGGGAAGUCAGUAAUUCAGGUUAGUUCUUGCUUCACUGUCGAUGAAUCUUGUAAAUCAAUUUUUAUACCUCUAAAGAAUAAAGAUACUAAAAGUAACAGCAGAUGUAAAGAAGCAGAAUAUAAGUGAGGACUGGACUUGGGUGAAGCUCAGAAAAUUAAAUAACUUUUAUAGGGGUGUUGGCUUUUGCCUUUGAGAUCAUUCAAAUCAUGUAGAUAAAGAGAAAGCAACUGUUGACACUCAUCUGUGUGCAGGAAAAUAAAAAAUCUAUAGCAAUAUUCUGAGCAAUACACAGUUUUCUUUUGGAUUUCACUGCCAUGAAAUAAUAUCAGAGCUUAAUUUAUUUUAGUUUUAGGAAACAGCCAUUAAGGGCUGGAGUUGUACUCCAUGGAGUUGUCAUGGGAUGCUGUUAGAUUUUGAGUGCUCUUGAAAGAGCUCUGUUCCUUGAAGCUAAGUCAGGUAAUUUUUAUGAUUAAUUCACAGCACUCUUUCCCUUUCCACAUGUGGCUACUUAGCUAACCUCUGAGUUAAAUUUAAGAAAUGUGAACACUCAAAGUAGUGAUUGUGCAUGUGCUAAGCCCUGUAUGAUCAGAACAGCAGGUGCAUUAGGUGUGCCAAAUCAGGGUUGUUUAGUUCUUAACUAAAGUGGAAGUUUCCUGGGGUUUCACAGAUGAAACUCAUGGGAAAUUUGGUUUGGUUUUAUUUUAUGUGGCCCUGAACAAUUUAUUGUGCUUUAAAUAGAUAUGAUUUGUGGUCCUGUAGUUCUCCAUGCAGAACACUUGGUAUCUGAAACAUCAGAAUGGUAAUAACUCUUAUUUCUUCAUACGGGAGACAGAUACAUACUUUGUUGAUGGAAAAAUGUGAAUGAGGAAAGUGCUCUCUAUUCCCAGGAAAGAUGCUGAGUGCAGCAUUUUGUUCUUCCAACAUCCAUGUGUGCCUUUUUACCAUCAAGGGCAGUUUUGCUCUGGAUGGGUAACCUGCAGAGCUGGGGGGACUCAGCCCAUUCUCAAUACUUGGCUUCUGGCCAUCGCAAUAGGAAGUUUGGCCAAGCUCAGCUCCAUCAGCUCUUAACUUUCCACUUAGAGCAGCAAUUCUCCCUGAGUGGGAUGCUGCAAUGGUAAAAAGACAGUCAGACUGUGCGACCAAAGUACUGUUUAAAGGUGGCUGUAUAUCUCAGAUCAGGGGCAGUCUUGCUUCCCCUCGUUCCUUCCAGAAGUUUAAUUCAGCUCAUGGUCUCAGGCAGCAGUCACGCAGAGCGGCGCUGCACCCUUUCCUCAGGAUGCAUCUCGUGCAGUCCAGUCUUUGUAAAGACCACAUCCUGAACUGAGAGGUGAGGGUCAUGUUGCCACACCUGGAAAUGAGAAACCUUUUCUUACAGUUCUUGUAAAAAUCAAGACUAAGUGAUGAGCCCUGGGCAAAGGUGAGUGGAAUCUCCCCACCCUAUCCAUGGACCUUUUGGCACAGCGUUGUGCAUUGUGAAACCCUGGGUGAUAAAGGGAGUGCUGCUAUUUCUGUCUUUUGGCGCUGUUGGCUCCCCGCUGCAGGUUCACAGUGAUAAACUGGCUGUGAACUGCUCCUACGAAAUAGUUAUGGUGGUGGCUGUGCUUUGUCCUUUGGUGGCAAGGCAGAGCUUGCCAUGCGGGAAUGAGGAGUGGCUCGGGUUGGUAACAGUGAUUUGUGACACAUCCCCACCUAUUCGGAAGAAUAAAUAUGGGCAGGGUCACACAGUCUUUCCUCAACAUCCUCAUUACCUUGAAAUGACACUUUCCAAAGGGGCAUUGCUCUUGCCCUGUGUAAUUUAAAAUGAUGGCUCUGUGCCACUUUUAGGGUGGUGCAUUUUCUACUGUAAAAUGUUUGCAUUGUAGUCAUUAUUUAGAGUUGUUUCCUCCACCACCCCUAAUUCUGAGAAAACCAUAGGUAAAAUACGGAGAAAUGCUGGUAGAAUUUCCAGCCCAAGAGACAGACAUUCACUCCUCCCCAAAUGGAGGCAGACCAAGCAGUGUCUUCUGCAGUAGUGCCUCAUCUCUGUCCUGCUAGGACUAAGAAAAAUUCUGUGUGCCCAGAAACUACCAGCAAAGGUGCUGGCAGCCAGGUUAAUGCCAAGGCUGGGAUCAAACCCAUUCCCUUUGUGCUGCUCCUCAAAAAGGCACUGGGCAGCACAGGCUUUGAGCUACUGCACUAACUUGAAUCAGGACUGCAGUGACAGCCCAGCUAACAAAAAGCUCUGCAAUUUAUAGCUGCUCUAAAGUCCCUGGGAGCUUUCAAGGCCAAGUUGAAAGGGGUUCUGAGCAACCUGAUCUAAAUGCAGGUAUCCCUGCUCAUGACAGGGGGCUUGGACUAGAUGACCUUUAAAAGUCCCUUCCAAUCCAAACUGCUCUAUGAUACUUUGAUUCUGUUAUCUGGAAAGUGAAUAAAAAUAUUGUUGCUCCGAGCAGAAGAAGGUGUGUGUACACAGUCACCACCCUCCUCCUUGUCCUGCACAGCAGGAUUGCACCAGGGUCUUGCAGUCUCCCUUCUAAUUAUGAAUCUGCUUUAACCCUUUAAGUGGCAGCGUGUCUUUUGCUCGAUAAAGCGGUUAACUGCUGAGGGAUGUGUAUAAACAUGUUUACUCUUCCAUAAAUCUCAUUAUCUGGCAAUUCCUCACAGUAGCUGGAGCCUCAUUUCAUGCUGUUUUUUCUCUUAUUAGAGGUCAGAGGGAAUGACUGAGCAUGUAAAUAAACUUCCCAACAAUUUUACACCCUGCUGUGGACCACCCUGAGAGCACAAGCCUGCCGUUUGAGCACUCUUUUCUUGUAAGGCAGCUGGAAAGCAGUAAAAAUCUCAGUUCCCUCCUAUAAGCCCAUCACAUUAUUUUGCUCUUCUGUUCCUGUACACCUCCAGUCACAUGCCUGCAAGUUCUUGUGAAGCUGAGUAGACUGACCGAGCCAGCUUUGGAUAGCCAAGGCAAGACAUCAAGUAACUUUUGUUGCAAUUUCCUGGGCCCCUGCUUAGCCAUCAUAUAAACUUGGCAUCCUCAGUGCAUUUAGCACCUGAAUGUUCCAGGCUUCUCAGUCCUUUCACAUGAGUGUCUAGAAGCAUUAUGACUUCUGCCUCAUGCCAACCUCACUGGCAGGGAGGGGGCAUGGAAGUCCCUGAUAAAGAUUUAUUUUUCAUACAUUCCCUAAAGGCAGACUGUGGGAGAGCUAGGUACUCAAAACUCCUGUUUUCUUGCUCUCAGGACAACACGUAAAAUUUAUUUAAUGAAACAUGAAACCAGUUUUUAAUAGAAGUGCCUGUAACUGGUAGAAUAAUAACCCAGAAUGGCUCUUCCAUGGAGCUGUUGGUCACAUUCACCUUCUCUGGCCGAGUAUCUAUAGAUCAUAGCACUACGGAUAUUCUUUUGCAUCUAAAAAUUUGGAGUUAUUAUGUCUAGAUUGUAUUGAGGUUGUGAGUUUUCACAUGGCUUCUUGAAUGUUUUUAAAAGGUUAAAGCUGAGGGAGAAAAUGGUGUCACUGUGGAGGGAAAGGAAGGUCACACUUUCCCUAUCUCUCUGUAUCUGAUUGCCUGCUCUCUCCUUCCUCUGCCCUUCCCAGCCUAUGAAUAGGGAGUUCGGGGGUGUUUCCUGCAGGCCAGCUGUAGGAUCGUAGCUGGAAAGUCUCAGCUACAAGUGCAGAGCACGGGCUGGAUGAGAAGUGAUGAGUUACUGCUGACUGAUCUCAGCUGAUGGGGGAAAAAAUGACUCCUCGGUGAACUGGGCUUGUUCCCAAAAAAAGAAAUCCAUCUCUUUGAGAAAGAGACUAAUGGAAUACAUCCAGCAGCUCUGCUGGCCCCUGGACAGCGGCUUGCACUGAAGCCACCGGAUGAGGCGUUUCGUGGUGUCAUCGUGCGAUUAUUUAUAUCUUCCGUUGAUUAGCACAUUUGUUUCCCCAAAGCAGAGUGGGUGUAUGAUUUGCUAUUUUUUAUUCUUUAUUAAUUUCUAAAUAUAAACCAGUCCUGAAGGGUGUGUAGAGCUGUCCUGCUGAUUGAUUUGUAUGGGAUGGGAGGAGGCUGAAGAACUACCCCUACCCGCAGAGGUCUUCUCUCCUUCUCAGCAUUCACAAACUUCUGAGCCAAGAAAGGAAUUUUCCUUGCUGCCUGGUGGCUCUUUACUGGAGGAAUGGUUUGACUUGGUCUGCAAGAUUAAGAUGGUUUUAUAUCUCUUAGCUUGAACACAACAAAAAUUUUAUGAAAAUAAAAAUUUGCAGGGAGUGGUGGUGCUGUAUUUUUUUGCUUGAGCAAGACUAAAUUCUGACAGUUGUAAGCUUCUGUGCAAAUACGUAGCAAGGAGGACUAAGUUUAGGGGCAUUUUAAUAGCGAUGAACUGCAAAUGAAAUGUUCUUGAAGGAAAUUUGCUGAUAGCUGUAGAAAACUUACCUGACUGAACAAAUAUAUUAGGAAAAUAGUCUCAGUUCUUUCCCUCCUGCUUUGGUUAUGUGUUUUUUUUUUUUUCCCUAAGUAUUGUAUGAAGUUACAUUUCAGGUUUGUAGUAAUUUGAAUUUUAGAAGUGCAAAGAGAUUUUUUAUGUAUUUAGAAAUCUAAUAUUUAUAUAAAUUGAAAAGAAGUGAAUGAAACUGCUCUUCUAUUUCUGCAAAAGCUGAUUAAUGUUUAAACAAAAGGAACACCAAGUUCUCAUACUGGGUCAUAUAUACUCAUUUCAAACUGUAGAAGGUGUAUGGCUGGAGGGCCUCUCUACUUUUGAGUUUGUGAAGAACAUUUUCACAAGGCUUUCCUAUGUGCCUGUCAGAGAUGAUUUCCCAGCAAGUAGUUCACAGGUAUUUCUCUAGACAAGCAGAAGAUAUUGGUUUCCAUCUCAAAGCUUAUUUGUCUUUAUCACUGGAGUCAGUGUCCAGUGUUAAAGGCAGUGAAAGACUUCAAAAAUAUUUUAAAAUCAUAAGUAAGAUUUUUUUUUGAUUAGUUACUGAAGAUCACCAACUUCGAAAAAUUAAAUUCUGUUCUGAUUAUUAAAAAAUUCCUUUGUGCUCAUCUUUUUACAGUGAUGUUUUUCUUAUCUACUUUACCUUUGCCUCUGCAAGUUUGAAGUACAGUACAGCAAAAGGACAAAGCACUAAAAAGUUAGCAGGAAAGUUUUUCCUGUGAGGAACCCAUGUACCUAAGGCUUCAGGUUCAGGUACUAGACCAGAUCCAGAUGUGGUAUACUUUGAAAUAACAAAUUUUUUGAUAUUUGCAUGAAAUGUAUGUCAACCUAUGCCUAUGGAAAGGUCCAGCCACUUCUAGCAGCAGAUUCUGUUGGGGUUUUUUUCAGCUUGCACUUUCUAUGCUGAGACUUAAAACUGGUGUAGUGUGUAAAUGGAAGGUGUCAGACAUUUACAGUUGUGUAAGACCUGACUCUAACAUUAUUAAAUGGACCAUAGAUAUCAGGCUUUAUAAACCAGAGUUUAACUGAGGUAAGGUAAGCUCAGUUACUGUGUAUGAAAAAGCUUAUCAGUAUGAAAGUAUAUAGGGAAAAGCAACAAGCAUUUUAUCAGCUGAAAACUGGAAAAAUCUAGGUGCUAUGUUUUUGACAAGUCCAAAAAUAGGUAGCAGAGGCAAAAAAGUUUUCCACUGAUGUGUUCCCAUUUCAGAGCCAGCUGAGUUAAGCAGAGAUAAAGUGGCUUUUCAGAUCCACUGUGAAGUAGCUUUUACUAACACUCCUCAGUCUUUUUACUUAUUUACUUUCCUGUAUUGACAUGUGACCAUCCUUUUACAUGACAACUGUCAGAAUAAAUACAGAUUCCCUAGGAACAUGCUAGGAAAGUACCCACCUUUUUUUUUUACAGCUAUAAUCUCAAAGGCUUAGUGUGCAUUUCUUGCUAUCAGAGAAGCAUUUGCGUUGAAUUUCAGGGAUGUUGUGUGUGCUUUACCUUUGAAACAGAGCAUCAGAGCCUCCUUAAUCCCAGGACACCCUUGGGACCUCACUAUUUGUGGGGAUGUUGUCUUUUGUAGCAGCUUGUAUUCAGAUUGCAUUUAAAGACCAUGAGCCUUUGUGGCAGGUGGUAGCAAGACACUGGAUCCUUAAUUAUCCUACAGUGACCUCAAGGAAGGACAUCUGACUUUUUUAUAUCACUGAAAGGGAGGAAGGAAUAUCUGAAAGUUGCAAAAGUCCAACUGUGCUUCAACUGAGUCAUGAGGACACUGUUGGGGAACUAAGUUUUCCUCCUAAAAUUCCCAAAAAUUAGCUCAGCCUUGAGAGCACCUUAUAAAAGCAAGGUAGUUUAAAAGGUCUCAGGUUCUUCAACAUAGCAAAUAGUUUCAAAAAUUGUUAUGAUCUUGCCUGUGACCUUAAGGCUAAACAGCAACUUCUGUCUUGCUAAUCUCUCUGCUUUGAUAUUUUUUCAUUUAUUCUUUCCCACAUAUCUAUUUUUCCGUCUGACUAGUUGGGGAUGUUCUUCUGUUCUUGGUGGACAACUUGGUACUAUAUUUGUUCUUUGCUCCAUAAAACUCUGAUAAAGAUUGAAUACAUACUGUGCACACACAAGGAGACUACAGAUUUAUGAUCAGGGAUUGGAUAUCCCUUCUUAGAAGUGCUUUGAUCGUGAUUAGCAUUUGCGUAAUAGAGUCCAUCAGGUGUUCUUUAUAGAGGAAGUGAAUUAAAAGCUUUCCUUUCCAAGGAAAAGGAAGAAUGUUGUACAUUAAACACCUGUUCUGUAGUAUCAUCUUUGGGGUGUUUGUACAGGGAGUGAAGGCCUUGUUAAUUCUUCAGUGGUAAGUUAUCUUUCCAGAGCAAGUGGGACAAUUACUGUCUUGGUGCUGCUUAUCAGAGCUAAUAAAGACUCACUGCAGUCUGUUGAGCCAGCAGGAGGAACAGCAGCAGCUAGUAAAAGAAUUGAAUUCUGGAGGUGUGAAUCUUCACACGACAAUCAAAACAAUCUGCCUUUCACCACAAGUGCUCUGCUACUGAUUAUUGCCAUAGCAACUAUGCUGUAUUGAGUAAAAGAAAACAAAGUCUGUGAUUUACUUUUAAACAGAAUUCUGACUGUUGUCAGGGGACAACUUGCAUUCUUAAAUUUAAAUAUAUGUUUAAAUACUUACUAGAGCUGAACAGCUCCCAGAGAUAUUAUUAUGCCUGGAGACAAAAUCUUGCAUUUAGCUGGGUGGAGAUGCCUCUUUAAUAGUCUGUUGUGGCAAUGAAUAAUGAAAAUCAUAAUCUGGCAUUCAAAGUUAAGGCUUCCUUACUUCAGAACUGUAUUUUGAAACAGUGGAAACUAAGAAGCUUUGCUGGAACAAAACUAUAGGACACAAUUAACAAAUAGUAUGAGAAACAGCAAAGAUAUUGCACUGCUGAAGCAAGAGCAUUGCUGUACUGUUCAGUGGAAGCUGUCCUUGCUUGGUACCCUCUCAGCUAUGGGGAAGUAAACCCAUGACAAAUCAAACUGUCUAGGGUCAAUGGCAUCAAGAGUUGAAAGUGAGGACACUUUGACCCAGAUGCCCUUGGUAAGUUAGUGGCCAUUGCCUCACACUUCCAAAUACCUGGUUUGCAGGUUACUUAUGUGUGGUCAAAGGUUUUAAGGUUAUUUGUUCAUGCCUGGAACCUCGGCUUUUGAUAUCCACAACUUCAGGAUGUCUUGCUUUGUCUUUGUGCUAAGUCCAAUAAACUUUGCUUUAUCAGCUCCUGGCA
Molecule: messenger RNA, 18402 nt
Organism: Taeniopygia guttata (zebra finch)
Lineage: Eukaryota; Metazoa; Chordata; Aves; Passeriformes; Estrildidae
Gene: ALDH8A1
Product: aldehyde dehydrogenase 8 family member A1
Biological process (GO): retinoic acid metabolic process
Molecular function (GO): retinal dehydrogenase (NAD+) activity
Source: RefSeq, a predicted model, not a curated record